AUGUGUGAAUCUGGUCCAAGUUUGGUCUUGAAUGAUAUUUUAGAUGUUCCACAAGUUCACUUCAGAAUCUGGCCCACAUCUGGUAGAACUAGAGGACACAUACUUAAUGAAUUUUGUUUUUUACAGGAAGUAUUGAAUAAGGUUGGAGCCGUGCUGUGGUUGGAUAUUCAGUAUACCUUUAAAAAAAGACUGCCUAGUCAUCUGUUGAAGAGAGCAGAAAGAGAUGGUUUGGUGAUGUGGAAAGUUGAUCAUCCAACGUCGUCUUUAACACAUCAAAAAAUGUUCGAUUACUUCCGGGUAUCACAGGUUUACUACUAUUUCCACCGCAUGGUUGAGUCUAGUCAUUUAAUUCUGUACAACACGGAAACUGUUCAUUACAGGUUAAUGCUGCCAUGGGUUCGGUGUGCUCUUACGUUGGACUGUAUUGCUCCUAUUGGUUCUCAACGGUUUGGCUGUAGGUUCAACAAAAAGCCUUUAUAUAGAUAUUCAGGUUGUCAUCGCUACGAUAUGUCGGCAUUAAACGUGGUUUUGGGUUUGAUGUAUAAUUUUGAUUCUCACAGCUAUGCAGCUGGCGAUAAAGACAAGUUUUUUGGUCUGGUAAAACAAGAAUUUGUUUCAAAAACUUUACAGCACUCAUCGAGGGAAAACACAACCCAGUUCACAGACAAUAAAGUUCAUGAAACAACGUGACUUGGGAAAAACAACUGAUGCCAAAUAAUGAAGCUUUCAUCUUUAUUCUCCCAUGUUUAGUUGAAGAAUUAAGCACAAUGACAAAUAAAUGCACCUCAUGUAAUUUUAUUGUUUUUAUCAAGACUAUAGAUACAGGUUGCUACACAUCAUGGGAAGCAGGACUAUGCUUAAGAAGAAACCGUAUCGGAAUACGGUAUUUCUUUCAGUUUUGAUGAUAUACACCAUUGAUUCAGUACAAGAUUAUGUGCACAAUAUACAUACUGAUGGUUUUGUUUAGUACAAAAUAAAAAUAAUCAAAAGAAGAUACACACAAAGUACAUAUAAUGUUUGAAAUGGGAAAGUAAACUGAACUAAGGGAGAAAGCAACUAACUGGGGUAGACUAUCUUUCUGUAGAAUUCAAGCAAAUGCUGAAGUUGUAGUCUCUUUAUUACUAUUAUAAGGCUAAAAACUGGCAAAAAAAGAUUUUAUUUUUCCUCCUCUUCCCUACAUUUACUCUAGUAAUUAAUUAUCAAAUUUAUUUAAAUGAGUUUGAUGUUGGUUAUAUAUAUAUAAUUUUUUUUCACAAGUGCGAUUAGGGUCAUAGCACUAUAAGUACUUUUCUUAAACAGUUAGGGUUGUAUUUGUACAUUUCUUUAUUUUAGUAAUUUAUCUGAAAAACUAUGCUAGUAUUCCCUUUUUGUGGAUAAUGUCCAAGGUGAUGAAUUGUAAUCCUCUCAUUGGAAAGCUGUGUUAGAACCGGAAAGAAGCAUGUGGUUACAGUUGUAACUGUGGAAAGCUGUGUUAUAACCGGAAAGAAGCAUGCGGUUACAGUUGUAACUGUGGAAAGCUGUGUUAUAACCGGAAAGAAGCAUGCGGUUACAGUUGUAACUGUGGAAAGCUGUGUUAGAACCGGAAAGAAGCAUGCGGUUACAGUUGUAACUGUGGAAAGCUGUGUUAGAACCGGAAAGAAGCAUGUGGUUACAGUUGUAACUGUGGAAAGCUGUGUUAUAACCGGAAAGAAGCAUGCGGUUACAGUUGUAACUGUGGAAAGCUGUGUUAGAACUGGAAA
Messenger RNA from Limulus polyphemus (Atlantic horseshoe crab), 1739 nucleotides. RefSeq lists its product as uncharacterized. The transcript has 2 exons. NCBI's taxonomy places the organism in Eukaryota, Metazoa, Arthropoda, Merostomata, Xiphosura, Limulidae. Bases 1 to 690 code for a protein of 229 amino acids. The record is from RefSeq and is a predicted model, not a curated record.